UCCAUCCACUCUUUCAUCAUGCUUCUAUUUUCUUCUGAUUUGCUUAAAGAUGGUCCUUAUUGCUAUUAUUUCGCAUGAAUUGCUGAACUCUGAUUUUGCAGCUGUCGAACCCCCAGCGCUCCCUGCAUAGGGUAGCUCUCUCCAACUUCAUCUCCAGAAACACUCUUUUGACCCCCUUCCUCUCUACGGAUACAGCCUUAGUCAUGGCGACAGGACGCAAGGUCUUCCACUGCGUUGUGGAUGAAACGGCUUUGACGACGAACAUCAGUGAAAUCAAGAAAUGGACUACUAAUGGUGCCGUAACUCUUAUUGUUCCUCUCUACACCCUUGAACGCCUCCAUGCGCUGAAAAGAGCCGGAUCGCAAAUCGCCAUCAAUGCCCGUGAAGCUGUCCGUUUUCUCGACCGCGUAACCUCCGGAAAGGAUAAUCUCCCCGCCGAUACUGUUGUUCUUCAGGGUCCGAUGGAACAAUACGAAAAUUGGGAGGAUGCUGAGAAGUUUUUCCUUCCGGAGUUCGAGGAAGAGCCGGAGGCUACCGGUGGUGUCAUCAAGGAAAAGACACAAUCGCCAUCGAAGAACAAAGCGGACAAGAGGAAAGGCACUCUGAGUAAUGGGGUGGCGCCCGAUGAUCUGUCGCAGAUGCUUCUCAACAAACUGAACUUCAAGAAAGACCCCGAUGCUAUCUCGAUUACUUCCAUGGGCACUCAUAGCGGGCCUGCUUCCCGCCCGUCGUCUAGAAGUUCCCGUACUAGCCCUGAAUGCAGCGGUUCUCAUCUCAUUCCCAAUGGAGAUCACAAGGAAGGAAAAGAGACAAGGGUAAAUGGACAUAAGCGCUCCGCUUCGGGCUCGAUCAUUCCGACGGCUCCGCUGGUGCUGCGACCCUUGUUGAGUGCCAUUCUUUGGCGCCUGCACAGCGGUCCGGAUGCGCAGAACGCGGCGAAGAGCUGUAUUCUGAUUACAAACGACCGUACAACUCAGGUCUGGGCCCAGAAAUUUGGCAUUGGCACCAAAAACAUCCACCAGCUGCGUACCGCUAUUCAAUAUGAAGACCGAGAAUACAAGAACCGUUGCAAGUAUGUCGAAAAAACACAGGCUACUACCACCGUAGCGGAACCAAAAACCCUGCUUUCAUACGACGACAACGAUACCGAUGAAGACGAGCUUGUCUUUGUCCCUCGUGGCCGUGGAAAGAGUACCGGGACAAAAAGUGGAUCCGCUCGGACAAACAACAAUUCGCGCAAGCCCACUGUCGCUAAGCCCGCGCCUCCUCCCAUGGAGCCCACGAUUGAAAUUCCGACGCAGCCGAUUGAUCCAGAUUCUUUCAGUCGAUCUCUGGGGGUAUCCAACAAGCAGCCCAUUGACCUCAGCACGCAGUCUGGGGCAGCGCGUGGCCUUGCCGGUGCCUCUCGCCGGUAUGCCUCCGGACGUCGUGGGGGCCCCCGUAACCCAUCUCGCGGCAACGGCCGUGGUCGUGGUAAACUUUGGGUUCCUUGAAGGCAUCUAGUGUUCGUUGGUCGGUAAUUCCAACGAAUUGACUCUCUCUUUUUCUUUUCUUGCAGUUUCCUGAACUAGGAUGGCAAGCUCGUUUUCGAGCAGGAAAACGAGGUCUGUUUUCCCGGACUGCCUUGUUUAUCGGACCUGUCUUGUUCGAAUCAGUUGACGGCAACGGGUGAAUUCGAAUCGGCCCCUAGGACAAAAACGGGUUUGAAUUUGCGAGUACUGGCAGACGGACCGUGACGAGCGUUUUGGAGCUCAGAGUUAAUGCUAGGCGUGAAACAUUCCCGAUUUAACUAUGACUGGCCUGUAAUGAAAUCCAAAGGACAACCCCGGAGGAAAACUCGGACAUGCUCAUUCCGAUUGUUUGCAAGACUGCCCUCUCCUUUAUGAGACUGAGGCGAUUUUUCAUUUCGAUUUGACUUGUGCUCGAGGCGCUUUGGGGAGGACCGAUGGUUUCAGGGAGCGAUGCAUGAGGACACCCUUCUGAAGGGAGCGAGAAUGCUUUUGUUAUCGACUAUCCGUGUUUCCGCCACAAAAAGAAAAACCCAAAAAAAGACCACGAAAGAGAAAAAAAAAAGCAAAAGGAAAUCGAAGAAAUUACCUUCAAUAUCAAUGAUAUUUUCCGUCCAGAUUGCUUUACAGGAUCGUGUCGUGUAAUGCAAAUGGGAAGGAGAGAGUUGACUAUUUACCCAGAAUGUAUUUGCAGAACGAAGGGACAUAUUGCUAAUAUGAUUGCUUUCUUACUACAAUAAUAAAUCUGUCUGCAUAUUUAAAUACUACCACCUA
Molecule: messenger RNA, 2282 nt
Organism: Monascus purpureus
Lineage: Eukaryota; Fungi; Ascomycota; Eurotiomycetes; Eurotiales; Aspergillaceae
Source: the annotation of a GenBank genome assembly